GAACAUGGCUAAAAAGUAACAGCAAAAAUUGCGAUGUUUAUGCGCGGCAAGAGCUACGAUGUGGACACAACGAUAUCCGUUGUAGAUUCCGACAUGGAGAGCAACAAUAUCGGCAUAGAUUUGACAUCGAAGAAAAAAGCCCGCCAAUCGCCGGUGACUUCAACAGUUUUCAAGGGAUUCGUUAGCACCUAUCAGGAUUAUUGCCAGCACACCUCCAUACACGGUGUUCAGUAUCUGGGCGAGAACAAUCGACCGAUAAAGGAGCGAAUUUUCUGGCUAUCUGUAUUUGUGGUGUCAAUUUAUUGCUGCACCAAGCUGAUCCACAGUGCCUACACCAAGUGGGAUGCAACGCCGGUGAUUGUGAGCUUUGCUGAGAGAUCGACACCGGUAUGGAAUAUACCCUUCCCGGCCGUCACCAUCUGCUCGGAAACGAAGCGUGUGCUAAAGGGAUCUGGCAAGAAUUCCUAUGCGCACCUCUACAAUCAGUUCACGGCCGACAUGCAUGCCUCACGCAUUUUCAAGCCACAAAACAUCAGUGCCCGGGAAAUGGAGGAGUUUCGCACUCUGCUGCAUGUGUGCAAUACACAAAUCGUUGAGCAGGAUAUGCCUCUGAUACCUGGUGAGGAUGUCGACUACUUUGAUGUGCUGGAUCGGAUGUUGCCGCCUUUCGAGCGCUAUUUCUUCUAUUGCCGUUGGCUGAGUCGCUUCAACGAGUGCGACAAAUACUUUCGCAAGAUCCUGACGGAGGAGGGCAUCUGCUAUACGUUCAAUGGAUUGCGUCCCACGGAAAUUUACAGGGAGGAUACAUAUCAGUAUCAGCACAGCUCCGUGGAGAAUUUCACACACUCGUCCUGGAGCUUGGAAACUGGCUAUGAUGCCACCAGUGACGUUGAAACGUAUCCAGCACGUGUGCUCAGCGCCGGAGCACGUUCCGGCAUCUUUAUGACACUGCAGAGUUUCAAGCAGGAGGUGGACUAUGCGUGCCGUGGUCCCGUCCAGGGAUUCAAAGUCAUUUUGCAUGCACCGGACGAUGUGCCUCAGGUGUCCAAGCAGUUUGUGCGCAUUCCCAUGGGCCGGGAGGUACUGAUUGCUGUUAAACCCAACAUGAUAACCACAUCCGCGGGCAUUGCCGAGUAUCAUCCGCAGCGACGUCAGUGCUUCCUCAGUAACGAGCGAUUGUUGCGCUUCUUUAAGGUCUACUCGGAGUCCAAUUGCCAACUGGAGUGUCUGGCCAACUUUACGCUUACCAAAUGCGGCUGUGUCAAGUUCUCCAUGCCGCGCAGCCUGGAUAUGCCCGUCUGUGGUGAGGAGAAGAUCUACUGCUACGAUCGGGCAGAACGGGAGUUGCUCGUCCGCGAGUUUCAACGUGUGCGCAGCCUAAAUGUGGCCGGAGAGGCGCCAAAGGGGGCGGAAUCCGCCUGCAAUUGUAUGCCCGCCUGCACAUCGUUGAUUUACAACACGGAAAUCUCGCAGGCCAACUUCGAUUUGGAUGAAAUGCUCGCUGCCGAGGGAGAUACGGAAUUUAUGCGCGAAUAUCCUGGCUCUCAAAUGUCCAGGCUAUCAAUCUAUUUUAAGCAGAGCCAAUUUAUAACAUCCAAACGUUCCGAGUUAUAUGGCGUCACCGAUUUUUUGGCCAAUUGUGGCGGCAUCUUUGGCCUUUUCAUGGGCUUCUCAAUACUCAGCAUGGUUGAGGUCAUCUAUCACUUUACUUUGCGUUUCGGGGUCAAUCUGAAACAUUUGUUUAAAGUGGAUCUAUAAGUAUAGGGACGACAACUUUGAGCUGUUCCUCCGCGAUUUAAAUGUUGCGCUAGCAUGCAGCUCAAAUAGUCCGUUAUAUAGUUUUAAAAUUAUUUUGUAUUCGUAAUAUUUAAAGAGUUCAAGUUUUAUAAAGUUCAAAUUUACUUUAAUUUUUUUAUGUUAAUUGUUAAGUUUCGUUUUGUAUUUAUACUAUUUAGUAAUAUAUUUGUCCAAAAUGGAUUAAGCAUACCGCAGAAGAAACUAAA
This is a messenger RNA of Drosophila innubila, 2003 nucleotides long. RefSeq names its product pickpocket protein 28. Gene Ontology annotation, cellular component: membrane. The transcript has 2 exons. The coding region runs from base 34 to 1758 and encodes 574 amino acids. Gene Ontology annotation, molecular function: ligand-gated sodium channel activity. NCBI's taxonomy places the organism in Eukaryota, Metazoa, Arthropoda, Insecta, Diptera, Drosophilidae. The record is from RefSeq and is a predicted model, not a curated record. Gene Ontology annotation, biological process: sodium ion transmembrane transport.